This is a messenger RNA of Histoplasma mississippiense, 447 nucleotides long. RefSeq lists its product with no specific name. The transcript is spliced from 2 exons. The record is from RefSeq and is a predicted model, not a curated record. NCBI's taxonomy places the organism in Eukaryota, Fungi, Ascomycota, Eurotiomycetes, Onygenales, Ajellomycetaceae. The coding region runs from base 1 to 447 and encodes 148 amino acids.
AUGGAUAAACAUGGAGCUGAGGACCCUCCGCCACUACCCAGUCAACUUUUGUCGUCCGGUGCGCAGCAAUCCACUCUCCCAGCUUAUCGCGAGGUGUUGGGUGACUUUCUCCAGAAGGUGCCCUUCCAAACCUAUGCCUCCAAUUCUGGGGCUACGACAGAACCUUUGGCUCAUGAUGAAUUGGAAAAUCGUCACUAUUGGUGUGAGGCGCGGCAGGUUGAAAAGAGCCUUAAGAUUCAUCAUGUUGGAGAUAAAGUAUGGCGAAAUAAUAAAUAUGUUCACCAUGUUGUUUAUGUGGUGGAAACGUAUCUCCCAGACAACUGCCUCCCUGAAAAUGCGAGGCUCCGGCUGCGGAAACAGGAGGAGAAACAAAAGAGGAGGGAGAAUGAGAUGCAGCGAAAGGAACGUCUGAGCACAUUACACCCUCGACCAUCAUCACGCAAGUGA